GGCUCCAGCGGCGCUUGCAGUCUGCCGAUCGCUCUCUCUCCGUCUCCCUCGCUCUCUCCGCCCGCUUUCGCUUGUCACCUGCGCCGGAGGGGGCGAUGGAUCGCGCCUGGCCCUCCGAUCCCCCGGCGGCCUCCGCCGCGCUAAGGGACGGGCUCCUGCCGUCGCCCAAGCCCCCGGCGAAGAAGCAGGCGGUGAAGCGCCACUACCACAAGCACAACCUCCGGCAUCGCUACGAGUUCCUGGAGACCCUGGGCAAAGGCACCUACGGCAAGGUGAAGAAGGCGCGGGAGAGAUCUGGCAAGCUGGUAAGGAGAGAGAGGGAAGCGUGUGCGUGUGCGUGUGCAUGUGUGAGUGUGCGAAUCCGCUUUACGCCAGUAUGCCGGGACCCUUCAGGCUAAGGUGCCUAUUGCGCUGCGUGCACAUUUCCGCCAAAGCUUAUCGGCCAGUUCUUGGUUCUUGGGGUUCCAGGCAGGAUUCUGACCCUGUGCCAACUCCUAGGUGGGGAGGUCCCAGCAGCCCCCCCCAUAAAAUAUUUGAAGGGGCCAGGCACCCCCAAAGUUGAUUGGCACUGACAUUCAAAUAGGGUGCGCGCGCCACAUCUUGUGAUCGAUUAUGUGGGGUGGGGCUUAUCUGCCCCCAGCCAAAUAUUCUAUUCAGGUUGGCACCCCUGGUUGGAGCUGCUGCAAACCCGGACGCGCUUACACGGAAGUCAGGCCCCUUGAACGCCUUGCUUGCUCCUAAUCUUGCAUAGGAUCGCGCUGUUGAUCGGUCUCCUCCUUUGCAAGGUGUCAGAACAGGGUUGCCCCGAACAAGUUCCUUUGCUUGCCUGGAUAGAAUCCUCCCUCACCCUCCGCGGUGCCGCAGUUUGAUUUUUCUUCCCAGAAGGAUUCCCCGGGAAGAUCUCCCUUGAAUCUUCCCGCUGUUUGUGCCACCAUCAGCACUGCUGUUCCUUUUCAGUUUAGCAGCGAGGUGGCUGGCAGCGGCAGGACGCCCUCGGCCAAAUCCCCCUGCCUCAAAGCCCUUUCUCCCUCUGUCUGCCUCUGCGGCAAGCGCGGCGUUCUCGUCCUCCAGGUUUUAAGCUGUGUAAGCCGGCAACUGGGACCUCCUUUGCAUUUCUGGAUGGCGAGAUGCCUGGCAGCGGCUCUAUGGUUUUUGCGCAUCUGAUGCCAUAAAGGUUGGCAGAUUCUCCCUGGGAGAUCACAGAAGUCUUCAUCCUCUACAGCGCAGGGUUCCCUGCCGCAGACAGCAAAGGCUGCGGGGCGAUUGGUGCUGCAGGAGAGCGCUUUCCAAGGGGGGGGGGCGACGCAGGGGCGCGUGAAUCGCCAUUGCACAGCCUGCAGGGUUUGCUGGUGCCCGGGGCAGCUUCGAGAUCCUUGGGAAAAAUGUCUUUCUCUCACCCACCAACCCCCAGCAUAGAAAUAGAUUGCAUAAUGAAUGUCAGUUAUCUUCUGCCAGAGUGCGUUUUAAAAAAUAAAAAUAAAAAAAAUCUGCAAUUCAGAUGACCCUUGUAACUAGUUCUGCAAUCUGAGUCUAUGCAGAUUUACUCAAAAAUAAAUUUCACUGGUUUUUAAUGAGACUUACUUGGAGAUAGUGGCGCAUGGGUUGGCAGCCUUCACGAAUUGUGAAGUUGCAGGGAAGGGAGGUGUGCAAAGAGAAAGAGGUUGGUUGGGUGGCCCUGUGAGACAGGGAUCACCCCCCCCACACACACUUUUUGGCAAAGGCCUCCUGGUUCCAAAUUAGUGAUGCAAACAGUGAAGGCAAAGCGAAUUAAUCCUAAUCUGAGUUAAUAAACUAAAUUGGCAAGCUGUGGGACAGGCCUGUGCAAGUUAAGGGUGGCCUUGCAAAACUUCACUUUCCUGGUGUGAAUCAUUCUGGCUGGUGAGGAACAGAGUGGUAGGAUUAAGGGCAAUUACAUCCUACUGAGCCAGGGUGGUGAAAAUUUCACCUCUUCUGCAAGACUGCCUUAAGUAGCUUUCUUUUUUGGUGACAAUGGCAAGGCAUUUAUAGCAGCAGCUUCCUUGCAAGGCUGAGCUUUGGUGGUAGCCAAAAUGCCCUUGUAAAAUGGGAGGGCAAGUGGUCUGGGGGCCCCUUUUGGCAAUGGCACUCUUUUCUUUCCCCUUAAAAGUAGAGGACAAAGCUAGCCAAUCCUCUGCUGCUAUAUUUAGUUCUCCUCUCUCCUCUGCUGUUAUUGAUCUGACAUGAAUUGCCUGUCACUGCCACUGUUUGCCUUUGUGGCUGGCCUCAUUUGAAAUGGGGAAAGUCGACUUUCAUUGGCUGGAGUUUUCAGGCAGGGAGGGAAUCUCUGCAGAAUCUAGGAAGGGACCCAAAGCUCUCAGGGUCGGUCUCUCUCUCUCUUCUGAUUUGACCUUGCUGUGCUGGUGUAAAUUAGUAUUUCUGGGGAAGGUACAUCAGUGUCUGUGUGAACACAAUUAAAAUUAACCCAAAGGUUGUUAGGGACUGUGUUCUAAUAGCAGCACUUCCAGGUUCUGAACACGGGCACCUAAGCCUGUUAGAAACCUACUGCACAAUGACAGUGGUCUCUCUACAAAACCCCUGUAGGAGAAGGCGUGUCUAUGCAGGCCUUGGCAAAGCCCUGGAUUUUGGGAAUAAAUUAAUCUGGUGGCAUGAUCAUCUUGGCCCAUUAGUGAGCAGUGUUGAUGUGGGUGGUGGAUAAACAGCUCCCAGUCAUGCUGACUGAAGUGGCAGUUUUGUUUCCUUGUGAAAGGGGAAUUUGCAUGUUGACUUUUGGGAAUUGUAGAAGGAAAGAAUAAAUAUUACUGCAGUAGUGGGCUUGGCCUUUUUCUGCAGUGCUGAGUUGCUCAAACAUGCAAACAAAAAUUGCAGGUAGUCUGGCACAACCCGAUGCCUCUUUUGUUUUGCAUCAUAUCCAGCCUAAUCUAAUGAAUUGUGCCUAUCCCACCCCCACUCCUUUUGAAGGUUGUUUGCAAACUCAAACUGCAAACUACAGAUCAAUCAUGGAGUGUAGUGUUGAACCACGAGGGUCAUCUAGUCCUAGUCUAGUGCAGGAAUCUUUUGCCCAAUGUGGUGGGGAGAUUGAGUCUCCUGCUGUACCAACUGAGCUAUCUCUGCUACCCUCUUCUGGGGUUCUUUGCUUAACAUCUAGCCUGAUAAAAACACUUUUGGGGGGCCCUACCAGGUGUUACCUGGCUCCUAUUAAUACAUUCAAACCUUGUUAAGCUUCACUGGGCUUAUGGUUGCUGGGUCUAAAGAUCACCCUUCUUCAUAUUGCCACCUUGGUUUCUUUAACUGACAAGUCUGUUAAGUAUUUUUCAAGUCCUUGAUCAGUGGCUUUAACAAAUUGCCUGAUUGUAGCCCUUAGGCAACCAGGAAUUCCAUCCUGGCCAGUGAGCAGGCUGGUGGCAUAUGGAUGGAUGGAACUCUUGAUAAAGCCCUCCUCUUGCCAGACCAUUUGGGUGAGGGGUGCUCAUUCCUAUGCACAUUUGUCUGGAAAUGCACACUGAUAGCCUCUUAGCAGACUGGUGACUUUUGUGACUUUAUUUCCAAGGCUGAGUUCACCAUGCAGCAACUGUGCAGGGACAUAGCAAAGGAAGAUCUGCUAUUAAAGCCAAGAACUGUUUAGUUGCGACUCUUGCAUUGCAUUGGACUAGAUGAUCCUUGGGAUCCCUUGCAACUCUACAGUUCUAUGAUUGUAUUUUUCUGUAAGUAUGUCUGGCACUGUCUUCUUGGGCAAUACCAGCAUUGCUCUCCAGAUGCUACAAAUAUCAAACGGUGCAGCUCCUCUCCUAAUUUCAAUGUAAAACCCCAAUUUCAUUCUGUUUAUUCCAUUUCCACAUGAAUGAAAAUUGAGAUGUAUGUGAUAACCGGUGCCUCUGUGUAGAAGACACAAGAGUCACCAUAUCUCAGUGAAUCAUCUUGAUACCUGCUUUUGCUGACAUCUAGGCCUGCUUAGGCUUCAAAUGCAUCCAAGCAAAUCUUGCUCUGUGAUGUUGUGGAUCAAAGGAAGUAUAUCCUGAGUCAGCUGUAGAGGAGUGCACAUUUUAAAUGAACUGAUACUGUGUCAGACGUACUGUGACUGAAGAAACCAAUGAACUUUUAAUGCAGGCACCUUUCUAUGUAAGUGCCCCACCGGGUACUUAAUAUAUUUAUUUGCAAACAAAGCUCAUAUCGGGCCUUAUGAAAUUACUGGUUUAUUUGCUUACACAGAGAUUAUGAGCAGCCUCCUUUUCUAUCUGGAGCUUCAUGUGAAACUGCAGACCAGAUGAAAGUGAUGAGCUGAAUUGGUUUCUACACCUGUUUGCCAUUCUACGUCUGCCUAAAUGCUGGAGAGUAGCUUUUAGCUUUUGGCUUUCCGCCAAAUCAAACAGGAAGCCUGCUGUUUCUAUAGACUUUGCUAGCAAAAUGUGAUACAUGGACUCCUAGUCCUGUGCUGUGCAGACAAAGGGGGAGGGUAGUGUGCCUAAAAAUGGAAAGUCUCUCUCUCUCCCCACCCCACACCCCCAGUAUCUUGGGAAUAUUGUGGGGAAUAGCUGUUGGUCUACUGGUCUGUGGCGGCAAAAACAGAGAGCUUGUGGCACUGUUGACACUCACUCUCUGCCAGCAGGAUAUAAUUCAUUGCUUUCUGGGACUAAAGCAGUGAGCAGAAUCUGGAACUGGUUUUGGAACCACCUGACAAACUUUCAUUACCUGUCGGGAGAUCUCUUCCUCUCCAAAACCAUAAUUAAAACCGGAUUUGAAAUGGGCUUUAAAGCCAAAUUAUAACAAUCAAGCAGAACUGACUGGGGAUAUACGUGGUCUGCCUACAAUCAUAGUGCACUAUAUACAGUGGUUAAGCCUCACAAAAGAUGUGCCUAGUCUAACUGGGAACUUUCUCAAAGUCUCUUGUUGGCCAUAGACACUUACUUUCCAAGUGCAUUAUGAACAGGGGCAGGGGAAUUUCUUAUGGGUCUACAAUCAUGCUCUGAUCUUCAUUGCUGCCAUCUAAUAUGAGUCCUGCUCAGCUCCUGCCACCCCACCCCCAUCAAAUGUCAUCCUCAGUGAAGAAGAAAAAUCAGUGAGAUGGAUAAAAAGUUGCUAAUUUUUGCAUGCCUUCAAUUUGUACACUUUAUUGUCAGUUAUGUGUGUGCAUUUCUACAGAAAUGAUACAUUUCUAACACAGGACCAGGCUAAAGGCCAUGGGUAGCCACAGAAAGCACAGAUCCGGUUACUCUUUUUUUUAGCAAAAUUAGGAGCUUCCACACAAUUUCAGCUUCUAAUGUGUCCCUUCAGGGAUCUCUAGGAUGAAAAGUUUCAGAAAAUCAAUAAUGCAAGCCUGGAUUAUUGUUGAUACUAAUUUGGGAUCGGAUUAUCAACAUUCAUACAUCGCACAUUGAGUGUGUUAGUUGCAGGUUUAAUCACUUCAGAAACUAGCUAAAAUUAAUUUGCUAAUCCAGUCACUGCGGGGUCACUGAGGAAAAUGUAGCACCUCCUCACACUUGAGUCUGUGUGCUGGAAGGGCAGCCAGGCAGGUGCACAAAGGCCUGCAUGUGCUAAUACAUGUGAGCACACUUUGAUUUGUGUGGCCGUCGCCCUUUAUUAAUUUAUAGUACUUUUAUAUCACUUUUUGCCAUACAAUGGUCCCAAAGUGGAGCUAUUAAAAGGCUGACUCUUCUCUUCCCAAGUGAGCUCAGUCUGGCCUCCAAGCUGUGGUCCUUUAAUUGUCAGGCAGCACUCUUAAUUUCUGGGAAGGCAAGGCAGGUGGCUCUUGGGUAGCUGUGCCCAAAUCCUUAGGGCAGUUCAGACCAGACUAGAUGCCAGGCAUUCUGGGCACAUGCCUCUGGGUCAGUGAAUAAUGGAGCAAUGGGGAUUCUCAAUAGUGGGGGUUCCUGAGGGGAGGGGGUGGAAUGGAUGAGGACCUUUGUAAAAUUAGUAGGCUGCAUCUUUGUCUGUUUACCAAAAAAGGGCUUUGCAUUGUCCAACAGUUGUGCACAUUCCAGAAGGGAGACCAGGUGAUAAGGCACUGAGGCAGAAAGGGUUAAAGAUUAACCCCCUGAACCAAGGCCACUUAGGGAAAGUGACUUGAGCUCAAACACACCAUCUGUAUUGCUUCCAACAUUAUUUACACCUCCUAUUUAUUUGGUUCCCCCAUUCAACCUUGCUAGUUGGUAGGCAAUGCAUUUAGCAGAUAAAGUCUUUACUGGAUGUGGGCGUGAUGCUCCCUACUUGUAACUGUAAUGCCAAGUGUAGGUUGGAUGUUGACUUAUGUGACAACUCUGGAUUAAGUAAUUCCUAUUGCAAGAAAACUGGGCUGCCCCCUGCCCCCAGGCACCUCUCCCUAUAUUAUUCAUUUUCUUUUAUGUCAUUGAUUGAUCUAUACAUCUCUCUUGCACAGAAGAACCUGCUUUGAACUUCCCUGAUCAUUUUUGCAAGAAAUGAUUCAUGAUGUGCCUGGUUGAGCUCACAUAAUUGGUUUAUCUUUUGGGGAUACAAUUCCUUAACUUCAAAAAGCUCAACAAACUCAUAAGUGGGAAAGUGGUGAUGAAAUAGGUAUUGCUAAACAACACACUGCUGUGGCAAUAUUGCCCAGUGACCCUAGAUAUGGAGAGCAGCCAGCAUUGGUGGGUAUGGGUUAACAAAUUCUGGGACUUGCAUGCACCACUUACAUUUCUCUGAAAAUAUUCUUGUUAGGAUAGUUUUUGUGAUUAUUACACUGUGAUUGAGGGCAACUUUUAUUUUCCUAAAAGUGCAGUGGGAAAGGCCACCAUCUUGGAUUCUCGUUUGGCUCGCUUGGAAGCUUGAAAGCAAACCAUUUAGAAUUGUAUAUGACUGCUAAAAUCAUGCGAUUUUUUUGAAUAGGAAGUGCACAUGAAUCUGAUUUCUUGGAUCCCAAGCUAACUUUCUAACUAGCAACUGGACCAUCUCUUGAUUCUGUUGCCCUUAGUCAGGCCUCCAAGGCCAGACCUCUUUGCUGCCGAGGCAAACAGGGUACCCCAUCCUUUGGUACCCAUUGGUACCCCAUCCUUUGAAAUACUUACGGUAAAUCAGGGGUAGGCAACCUAAGGCCCGUGGGCCGGAUCCUGCCCAAACACCUUCUCAGUCCGGCCCAUGGACGGUCCGGGAAUCAGAGUGUUUUUACAUGAGUAGAAUGUGUCUUUUUAUUUAAAAUGCAUCUCUGGGUUAUUUGUGGGGCAUAGAAAUUUGUUCAUUUUUUUCUUCAAAAUAUAGUCCGGCCCCCCACAUGGUCUGAGGGACGGCCCAUGGCUGAAAAAGGUUGCCGACCCCUGACUUAAAUGCACAGUGCCGCCCUCUAUCUGUUAGUGGUAAUAGUGAAUUGUGUGUUGAUGGUGGUUGCAUGGGAGAGAGCUCUAACACUUCACUGCUUUUGGGAUGCACGGCCAGGCCUCCCUUUCCUUGUUGUUGCUGGGAGGCUUAGUAUUAUGUGUCCUCCAGGAUCCUUUUACAGGAUUAAUGCUGUUCCGCAUUCUUGUCUGAUAGAAGAAACGAGGUUGUGCUGGAUUCCCUUGUAAAUUCAACCCAAGGAGUCCAUUGUCUUCACAAUCCCUUUGAAAGAGGAUUAGCUGCAUCUAUUCUCUGGUCCUCUCACUUUCCCUCUCUCCUCCCCUUCAUUUCCUUGUGGAGGAAUUUUCAUAAUAAAGAAAUCUGAGCAAACUUUGGAAGGUUUCCUCCUGCCGGUUCAAAUUUCCACCAUUUUGGAUUGCUGGUUGUAUUGCUGGGGUGGGGAGGGGGGAGGAGUUCUGUGUUUACUAGUACUUCUUUUCCACAAAAGAGAACAUUACCUGGAACUCAUGGCUUCUCUUCCAUUUCUUUCUUGCUUUAUAAAUUUGAGCGACUUAUUCUCAGUCUAAUAUAACAGAGAACUGUUCCUAAGGGCAUCAACUAAAGCUAUUGAUAUUACAUCAUGUUCACUGGUCACAUUCCAUACAGUGAUGUAUCCUAACUGCAGAAGGAUCAUUUUUAAUAGAUAUCACCCCUGUGACACAGAGCUUGUAGCUGGUCUAUUUCCAAUCAUGAACACACUGGUAUGUUGUAUUUCCAUCAGCAAGGAAGGAGAUGACUUAUUGGGUAACCAUUUUUCAAACUCCCUGUUUUCCAGGUUGCCAUCAAAUCUAUCCGGAAAGACAAAAUAAAGGAUGAGCAGGAUCUUGUCCAUAUCCGGAGAGAGAUUGAAAUAAUGUCGUCUCUCAAUCACCCCCACAUCAUUGCUGUCCAUGAAGGUAAGAACAUUUAACACACUGCCCCUCUCCAGGUACAGGUGCCACUGUAUAUCCAUAUAAUAUUGGUGCCAGCCUCCUUUUCAUUAUUUUUCAGAUGUCUGACUUUUCAGAAAGGGGUCAGACUGAACUCAAGAAGUUGUAGCUCCAACCAGAUAUACAUGGAGAGACCCGUAUAUAAUCAAUUCUGAUAUUGUUAAAUAUGAUAUGCAUAGGGCAUGAUUUCCAUUUACUAUAGGUAUCAAAAGUGUGGUAAAAUGUUUCUGUAAUUUUUAGGAGGCUAUCUGCAAAACUAAUUGGGGAGGCCCCACAAAGUUCUUUUCACUAAGCAGUGCUGGUUGCUGUUUCUUCUGUUUCCCGUUCUAAUGUACAAAUAAAUGCCAUUUUUCGUCAACUCCACAAUGUUGCAAGGGUUGAAACUCUCUGUGGCUUCUACCGGAGGCACAAAUGGAUGACUCAGUAGUAGCAGCAGCAGCAGCACACAGAUCUAGAGGGUAAAAGUUCCCCUCCUACACCCUUUCGUACUUUCUUCCUUGUUUUUGUGUACAAAACAACUUGUAGUGGUGGCAUGGUCUCUCUCUAUUUUUAUUUUUUUUAAAGCAAUAGCAGCCAGCUCCUAUUAUUUCCAGCUUUGAGAGUAAGGAUUCCUGCAAAAUUGUUCUUAGAACUCUGUGAAAUGCCACGUAAGGUGUGUGUUCUAACCUGGAGCCUGGCUCCAGGUAUUGCAUAUUUAUUGUUGGCAUAUGGCAGAUACGUGCAGUAUUGUAAAUACUGGUGACGGUGAGAGUUCUUAAGGCACCGUGCUGCUAAAUAUAGCAGAAGGGUUGGCAUUUCACAAGGCUCUGUGUGUUUGUACAGCCUGUGCCAUUUGGUCCAUAGCUCUUACUUUAACCCCAAAAUGACUUGAACGGUGUGUUAAAUCGUGAUAGGAAAAACCUGACCCUAAGCUACUAACUUGUAAAAUGCAUUAGACUUGAAUGAAAUGUGCCUGUUUGUUAAACAGGCAGGUGUUGUGCCAUCUUAGAAUUUAUAUGAAUGUACUCUUUAAAAUAACGCUGCAUUUGCAGCUGAACUGAACUGAAAUGGUACCCUAGAGCACCAACUUCAUGAGCCUGAUUUGGAAGGGACACAAGUCAGGAUAGGACAGGGACGGGGUUGUUGGACUAGAAUGCCCAUCAUCCCUAACCAUUGAUCACCUUGGUUGGAGUUGAUGAGAACUGGGAAUCCAACAAUGUCAAGAGGAGCAGAAGUUCCGCACUCUUGGGAUAGGAACUAAAGCCACAGACUUGUCAUCAAGAUUGUUCAGCUUAGACAUCUUGGAUUCUUUGUGAUUCAUCUUAAUGCCGUCCCUGUUCUUGUUCAUGUAGUAUUUGAAAACAGCAGCAAGAUUGUCAUUGUGAUGGAGUAUGCCAGCAAGGGAGACCUCUACGACUACAUCAGUGAGCGCCAGAGAUUAACUGAGCAGGAAGCCCGACAUUUCUUCAGGCAGGUGGUGUCUGCUAUCUACUACUGUCACAAGGUGAGUCAAUUGGAUGACUUAAAGUCUUGGUGCACCUUCUUAUGUCUGUGCUGUUUCUCCAGCAGUUACUUAAGACACUUGGAAAGUCAAGAAGCGUAGGAGUCUUGAGACUCUGUUCAAAUAUCACCAGGAGUUGCCUCCUUGUCUUCAUUGAUCUCCCCAAUGGUGCUGCUUUCGCUUGGGAAAAUCCACAGUUUACCGCUGAAGCUGAGCAAACCGGAUUGCUAUUUGUUCCAGUUUAGCACUAAAGCACAGGCUGUCUGUGGAAAAGCAGCAGGGCAAAGGCAGAACUGCUCUGACCUGUGCCUAGAAACCACGGGGCAAGCGGAAAACCACUCUGACCCAUUCAUAAGCCUGUGUGAAACAAGUAUGUGGAUCUGCAUUGGUCUACAGGGAACAUACAGUGCACAAUAUAUUUGCAUCACCAUGCAGCAACAUGCUUCAAGCACGGAGCAUACAAUAUGUUAUGAAUGAACUGUUAUAGAACAGUUACAGAUAUAAAGGCUAGUAAUUAUUGGCAGUCAUAGGAAUUUUGAUGUUAACAAGGACAUAAACAUUGGCGGGCUACCUUCCUCCUUAAAGGAAAGAAGUGAUAGGGGAGGGCUAUUAGACCCUUGUCCUGCUGUACAUAAGUGGGCCAGUUUGAGCAAUACUGCCCAUUCCAAGGCAUGGUGCCCCUGGGACAAGUCACCUGAAUUAUAGUGUACACAUAGGCCCAAACUGCAUGCUCAGUUUCCACAAAGGUUUUUAUGCGCACAGGCUGUGUUGUUUGGAUGUGUUCUAUGUGUAGUAUUGGAUUGGACAGGUACUGCGUUCUGCGCAGAGGUGUUACGGUGUUGGGAGACAAGCAAAGCUGCAUAUUUCCUCAGGGUGUUUUGUGUACUGCUAAGGCACUGUUUUCCUAACGAGGUUAGUCACAGUAGUAUUGUCAAUGUCAACCUUGCACUUGGGGGAACACCCAUAGCUGUCACACUGGAUUUAAUACUAAAAAUGUAAAGCAUUCUGGCUUGCAUUUUCACUUUUACUUGAAGCGAAAGGGUCCCUGUGAAGCGACAAAUUCAGUUGUGCUGAUCUGUAUGGGGAAUGCGAACAAACCUCUUUCUACCUGCUGUGUCAUCAGAUUUUUUUAUAGUUUUAAAUCUUGACUGUUAAGGAAACAGAUGCUGGUAGUAUUGCAUCACUGAAUGUUUAGAGACAGAGCCCAUGAAAUUUCGUUGACUCUUGAAAGUCUGGAUUUGGUUAAUUUUAUUUUUGCCACUUGCAAAGUGUAUACCAAAAAUGGUAAGCUCAUUUGCUAAACUGGAAAGCAGCUAAUCUCAUUUAUUCUACCUUCAAAAUGUAUUCCUGUGAUUUGAGGCAGACAAAAAAACUUAAGGUGAUAGAUUGAGCUUGGAUAAAGCACUCAUAAUAUAUACCCUGGCAAUAAAUGUCUAGAAUUCCUGGCCUCCUCCUACUUUGCAUGUUUUGUUUUUGUUGCAGAAUGUGGGGAGGAAUGUAGAGAUGCAGGUUUUGGAACUCUUUCUUUUGGGAAGGAAUUUUGGGAUUCUAGGAAUGUUAAAGGCCAGAGGACAAAAUGGGCUAGCGUGGUACAUAGGAAGGUGUGAGCAGGGAACAUAAUUGCAAUUUGUCAUGGCAUUACCUAAACUCCACAUUGCAAUAAUAUGGACUAGGAGCCUGACUUCUUUCUACUUUGCUCAUGAAAUUGUUAAAUAUCAGGCAAUGAUAGCAACUGAAUGUGCUGGCUCCAUCACAUGAUUUCAGGUCCAUGGCAGAUAGUGGUACCAAACAUUGGUCAGAUAAUAGGCAAUAUGUGGAUGGCCAUGACAUGAUGCAUCUUGAAUGCAAAGGAGAGAGUUUUGUGCUUGUAUCUGAGAAAUGACACUAGCAAACCUGACAUCUUUCACCCACCAUCUUGUUUUGGAGAUGGGGAAACAAGAAUAGCAACAUGCAACACUUGGUUAAAGAGGUCCUUUGUAGACAUUCAGAGCUUUUGUCAUUGUUUAGUGCAAUUGGAGCUUUCAUUUGUGGUGAUCCUACUUAUUUUCAUGGACUUGCGAUUAUGAAAACAUGGCUCUCAGGUUUGUAUGCAAGCACAUGCUCUUAUGGAAAGUUCUCUAGUUGUGUAGAAGAGCACUACGACAGUAGAAUAAAGUGGAAGGUUCUCAAUUUGAACCUAAUUGUUGGGCUGAACAUUUGUUGGAAUCCCUUGUUAGAACUUUCUCUCCUGUAUUCCUAGUGGGUGUGUAUAUUGUGUCUCUCACUUUAGUUUCCUGUCUGGCUGCUUUGGGCUUUUUGCCCUUAAGAAAAAAACCAAGAGUCUGUUAAACACACUGCUAGCAUCUCUAUAGAUGGACAGAAUUAGUAGAGGCAGACUUCUAGCAUGCUUUGGCUUCCACCAGAAAAAACAAACCUAAACUCUCCUUUUCCCUCUCUCAACAGAAUGGAAUUGUUCAUAGAGAUCUGAAGCUAGAAAACAUCCUUCUGGACGCUAACGGCAACAUCAAGGUAAGUGGAGCUAUUCAAGUUUGUCAGUAGCUUGUAACAUGUGAUGCUCAAAUGUCUGUGAGGACAUUAUUUGCACCUUUAAAGUCAAGGUUGCUUUCAGAUAUUAGCAAAAUAUACAGAAAAAGAGGACUUUAAAACUGCAAUAGAAAGCUAAUGACAAAAUUAAAAUCAAUGCAAGAGAGAAAGGGGGUGGGAAUCUAAUAAACGUUGUAGCCAGUGAAUAUGCUUUACAUUUGCAUUGUGGAGUUGGAACCUGGAGUCUUAAUGUUUGGGAGGCCACAACACCCUUCAUCCUUGACCAUUGACCAGGCUGGCAGGAUGUGAUGUGAUUUGGAGUCCAACAACAUCUGGAGGGCAGAUGUUUGGGCAAGGAUGGUUCAGACCAUGUUCUCUGUGGGUUGUUCUCAUUUCUAAACUGGCACCCGCUACAGUUGGAUGCCAGGGUUGCAAAGGGGAAAGGUGAGCCUUGCUAUUUCUUGUAACUGUGGAAAACAAGAAAAUGCUGUCCUCCAGAUCCUUGAUAUUUGUCGGGGACCAGGAUCCUUUAACCAGAGAGACGAAGGAGCUAUAAAUAGCCAGCGGUUACCAGAAUACCAGGGCAUAUCUCCCAUGAUAAACAUGCAGCUAUUCCGUGUAAUCCAAAUAGUGACUCAUGGCAAGUUAGGGAUAAGGGGAAAGUUUUUUGUGGCUUACAAGCAAGGAGGAAAUGCCUGUGUCCAAGAUGAUUAGACCACAUAUUUCAGUUGUCAGGCUUAAGAAUAAUCCAACAGAGUUUAUCCUGGUUCUGUGCAAAAGGAUAAUACCUAGAGUUGUCCUACUAUGGAAUAAUAAGAAAGUGAAAUUCCCAGGCACCUUUUGAGCAACAGAUGACCAAGUAGGAAACUUCUCUGAUAAUUGAAAGAAGCAAUGUUGACUAUUCACACUCAGUGGAAGCAUAAAUCUUACGCCAAGGGUAGCCAGUAUGUGGCCCUCCAGAUAUCAUAAAAUCAUAGAUUUGUAGAGUUGGAAGAGUCUACGAGGCUCAUCUUGUCCCAACCUUCUGCAAUGCAGGACUCUUUUGCCCAGUGUGGGGCUUGAACCCAUAAGAGUCUGAGCCUCCGCCAGCACAGCCAUUAGUUAGGGAUGACUGAGUUUGCAGUCCACCAGCAGACAGUACAUAAGGGCAGCACCUUGGGCUACCCUUUUCUUUAUGCAGAGAAAAGAAAUCCAUUGUAAUAGCUUUAAAACUGUGAUGGUCUUACUGGACCGCCAGGCAUCUGGUACAUCAACUAAUUCCCAUAGGCGCUUACGUAGCCAAACCCUUCUGUAGGGGACCUAUGAGGUCUGGGUUCACAGAGGUGAUGAGGGAUGCAUGAAGAUGGCACUGCCUCAAGGCCCAGAUUUGUGGUGUCAGCCCACUGAGUUUCCUACCUUUUAUAAUGCAGCAAGAGGGACUGGUAGGAAAAUGUGGUAUCCCAGAACUGUUAAAAUCCAGGGGGCUUUAACUCCUCAUAUAUUGCAAGGAUAAGGAAACAACGCUUCCAAAGUUCUGCUUAAUGGCAUAAACCACAUACUCUUUCACCCAGAGAGUUUUUCCUCCUUAAAAAAAAAAGAGCCAGUCAACUGUUAACAUAAUGGAGAUUUUUGUGCAGUUAAUAAUAAACAAAGACCUCCCAUGGCCUAUGUUGCCUGAACAAUAGGCCGUUCCGCAACUGUGAACCUGGAAACAUGUUCUGUACCUUCUGGCUGAUAUGAUUGGCUGUGAGGCUGGAUAAACAAAGGUAUUAAAAAUGUGGUAUCAGCAGAUGCUUGCAGCUGUGGCACAAGCGCAAGGCUGGUAGAGCUCAGCUGCUCAGUUCUUCAAGCCCUGGUACAUUCCUGAUGAAGCAGUUCUGCUUUUAGUCUAGGAACUGAAUGUGCUUUUAGGGCUUCCACCUUUUUCCUGGAAGGCUCCUGAACAAGUGCAUGGCAGGCAGAAAUUCAACUGGUGCAGCUGUGAUCCAGUGCCCAGCCCUAGAAGCUGUGGGUUCAGAUUUCAAAUCUUAAUUCAGGCCAGCAAUGUUUUUAAUAGACACAAUGCAGGUUAUGGUAGUGGUCUUCCACCAACAACAGUGCUAACCUGUGACCUUAUUUCCCUCCCACCCCUAGAUUGCAGACUUUGGCCUCUCCAAUGUCUUCCAACAAGACAGGUUCCUCCAGACCUUCUGUGGGAGCCCCCUCUAUGCAUCCCCUGAGAUCGUCAAUGGAAGGCCUUACAAAGGACCUGAGGUAAGAGGGCUACUUAUAAAACAAAACUCCAGACCCAACCAUUCUCUCAGGCCAGUCCCUCAUGGGCUGGCAGUUAUGUACCCUCUAGUCUGGGCUUCUCUCUCGUCUUCUGCCUUCCUUCAGGGCACAGAGGCCUUAGGCAACCCCAGGGAAGGUGAGGGUUCCCCUUCUUAGACCACUGAUGGUUCUGUCCAUGUGCUCCCAGGCCUGAGGUUCCUUGUCUCAUUUCCUUAGCAAAUAAGAUGAUAUUGUCUACAUGGCACAUAGUUCAAAUUAUGUGUCUUGAUAUGUCUUUGCCUAGCAAUUAAAGCAGCCUGCUCCAUCCAACAUCUGCUCCAUCCAACAUAUGAGCCCUCCGUGUGUUUGGAGCUAUAACUUCUGUCAGCCCCAGCCAGCAUGGUUGGGGAUGCAGGGAGCUGUAGUCCAGUGACACCCAGAAGGCUGAAUUAAAGCAAUAGCAAUGAGCAACACAGUCCUUGUUCUUUUCACCUGCUGAUGCUUCUGUCUCUUCUGUUUCUUCAGGUUGACAGCUGGUCCCUUGGAGUGCUCCUCUAUAUUUUGAUUCAUGGCGCAAUGCCUUUUGAUGGUCAAGACUACAAGACUCUGGUCAAGCAAAUCUCAAGUGGUGACUAUAGAGAGCCCACCAAGCUAUCGGGUGAGUGGAAAUGGCAGUAGAAGUUCUGCAUUCUGCUGUUUUGAUAUUGUUUUAUGAAAGUGUGGAUUACACAUCCUGUGCCUCUCUGUGUGCAGUUAACACAAACAACAUGUAGCACAUAGCAGCCAGUGCAUGCAACUGUCCCUGUUUAUUAAAUAAAAUACGUAGUCAUGAACAUAAGGAGAGCCUGCUGGAUCAGGUUGAUGACCCAUCUUAGUCCAGCAUCCUGCUCUCACGGUGCAGCCAGACGUCAUGGCUUUUGAAUAUCUGUUAAACAGGCCAAGCCAUUGGCUGACAUGCAGGUGGAGAGGUCAGAGUCUUCACUUACUUGAAGCACACACAGAGAUUCUGGGGAAAGGAGAUUUAAAAUGGAACAUGGCCCUUACCGGUGUAUCUGAUGUGGUUUCUUUGUCCUUCAGAGGCCUGCGGCUUGAUCCGGUGGAUGCUGAUGGUGAACCCAGAGCGCCGAGCCACUAUCGAAGACAUUGCCAGCCACUGGUGGGUGAACUGGGGCUACAAGGUGCCCAUUGGGGAGCAGGAGUCCUUGCGUGAGAACGAAUCUCCAUUGGCCACAGUGGCAGAGUGGCUGCGCCGCUCCUCCAGGCCCCUCUUUGAGAAUGGCUCCAAGGUCCGCUGCUUCUUCAAGCAGCACAUCCCUGGCGUCACGCUGGAGAGGCAGCGCUCGCUGAAGAAGUCUAAGAAGGAGAAUGACGUCUCCCACGCUCUGCAGGAGACAGGACCUGUUCCCGAGAACCCAUCCAAAUCUAUCCUCAAGAGACCCAAAGGCAUCUUGAAGAAGAGGAAUUCCUGCGAGAAGACCCAGGCCCCCCCUCCUGCUCCUCCUCUAGUGAUGGCACCUCCCAUGGACAUGAGGAAGGAGGGCAAUACUGGAACUGCCCUUGAUUUGACUUGCGUCUUGUCAUCCAAGGCUUUGAACUGCAAGAACGAAGAUGUUGCAGCCACCCCUACCGCACCCAAGAAGGGAAUCCUGAAGAAGCCCCCAAAGAGAGAGUCUGGCUACUACUCCUCCCCAGAGCGCAGUGAAUCAGUGGAUGUCUUGGACUCUAGCAUGGACCUUGAUGCCAACGUCUUUUCUGGUGAUGCCUCCUCUGCACCCUCACCUCAGAGCUCCAGUUAUGACCAUCACACCAGGAGGAAAGGCAUCUUGAAGCACAAUGGCAAGUACUCUUCCAGCAGCACCGAGUCAGACAGCGUGCCUGCCAAAGUCUUCUCCCCUUUUACAGAAGUUGCCUUGCCCAAGCUGCCCCUGACCUGCCGUAGUCGCCCAUCCAGUGCGGUGAGCGAGGACAGUAUCCUUUCCACAGAGUCCUUUGACCAGCUUGACUUGCCUGAUCGGGUGCUUGGGAGCGGAGGCAUCCCGAUGCGAGCAUCCGUCUCUGCGGAUGACCUCCUGCAGCUGGAGGAGGAGGGAGAGGCGGGAGGUCGGCGGCUCCGCCGCUGGACAGUGACUCGUUGCCAAAACCCUCUGGCAGAUAGCUGCUUCUCCCUGGUGGACUGCGAUAACGUCACCGAGGUCUACAAGCGGGCUGUGGCCAUCAGCAUGAAACUCAGCUGAGGGGGCCACGGGAAGACUUUGCGCUAAUCAAUGCACACAUCCGCAGCGAUGUCUCGCAGUGGCUCUGGCUCGGAAGGAACGGAGUUGUCCAAACAAUUUGCACUUCCUUUUGAGGUGGGACGAGAGAACUUUCCUCAGACUUUGUCUUCUCCUCCCCCAACAGGGUUAGAAGUGCAACCGGCUAGAAGUAUUUAUUUGUUGCAUAUGCUUUGGAAUGUAAAGAGAACACUCAAGGUUUUAACAAUGGCUUGUACUAGGUCAACAGGGUAUGGGAGUGUGUUUGGAGGGAGAAGAAGGUAUGUUGGUAGGAAGAUUGUGGAUAUGGGAUGGAUCUGUAAGGGCAGUGUAGUGGGGCUGGAGUAUUAGGGGAGAAACAUGGAGGCAUCUGUUAAGUGCAGGGCAGUGGGUUAAAAAAAUAAAUCAAUCUCUGCCUUCUCACAGUGAGUUGAAAUCCUAAAUGGUGGAGACCUGUAACACUCCCGUGAAUACUUUCAUCUUCUCCAAACAGAUCCUGAUGAUCAUCCUUUUGAUCUUAGUGACUGGGAUGGUUAUUUUAUUUGCACUGUGCUUCUUUAAUUGCACAAAGAUCAUAACUGAGGUAGAAACUCCUGAAGGGGAACAAUGAUGUGGCAAGGCAAUAGGAAAGGAAUAGCUCUUAAGCUGCAAAAAACUAGGUUUCUGGCCCCUUGGAGAGUAUCUGCACUACAAACACAGAAAAGGGUGUCUUGCUAUAUCCUGGUAUUCUCAGCCCUAAAAAAGUGGGGAGGGGGCAAGGGCUUGCUAAUGUGAUUCUGAGCAUCCUCCAUAAAAUCAAGACUGUCUUUAGAAAAGCCUUGGUGGUUGAACUAAAAGCAUGCAACCGUGGUGUAAGUAGGAUGUCAGCUGUUGAGAACUCGCCACAGUAACAGCACACAGGACCUCAGAAAGAUCCCUCACCAUCCUUCCUGCUUUGGUUUAUUUAUUCAUUUGAGCAGACUAGAAUAUUUUGAUUUUUAAUUAUAGAUUCUAAAAAUAAAAUAAAAUAAUGCAAGAUGGCUAAAGGUGUAUCUCUAUCCUUGAUGUACCUUUCCUCUCUGCACCUCCUGAGAGAGAUUGCAAUUUUGAGAAAGUCAGUUUGACAACACCUGUGACCAUUACAGCAGUCAUUGUGUAUCUCAGGAGAUUGGCCUGCCCUUAUUUUUGGGAAAAGAUAUUGACAGAAAUGCGAAUCAAAUCAGAACUGGGAACUGGGGCACAUGACAUCUGAAUGCUAAAUGGAAGCCUUUACUGGAAUGGGAGCAAAUAAGGAAUAGGCACAUCAGGCAUUAGAGAAAGUGGGCAUCUUGUCCAUGAUAAACACAUGUGCCUUUAAAUACAAAAGUAUGAACUGUGGCUCUGAGCAUUAGAUAAGUAAACUUACGCAGUUUAAUGGAAGAAAGCCUUCUGGUGUCCUUCAUUUCUCAAUAGCCUCUUAUACCCCCUAAAAUUCCUCUCUAGAGGUCUGGGGGGGCCGCCUGAAUAAUGUGGGGUGAGGCUGUGGGCAGAGGACUGGAAACUUUCUUUUUAUGAACUCCUUGGAAGUUAACUUAUCUCAGCCUAUGUGUGUUUGCCCGGAUAGCUGUUACCUAAUGGGGAUUUUGCUGUUGCCAAGUAUUUCAAAACACUGCUUUUCUGAGCAAUGCAAGCUACUUGAUGAAAUGUUUUUGUUUCUUUUAAUGGUUAAAGAUGGUAUUUUGUGUGUGUCUGUGUUUUGUUGUUGUUUUUUUAAAAAAGUAACUGGUGACUUUAUAAUAUCUAGCAGGAAAGUGAUCUGCAGAACAUUUCUAUCUUGUAACCCUUUUGGAUUCCAAAUAACCUGUUGCACUAUCUUGCCAUGUCUUCUCUGGUUGGCCUUCCAACUCUGUUUGCUUUGAUUAUUAUUUUUGCCAUCCAGAGAAGUUAAUUAAUACAAAAAAGCAAAAUGAGACUUGAACUCUCUGGUCUAUGCAGCUCUCCUUUUCGCAAGCUGAUGGCAAACAAUGGUUAUGCAAAAAGAAUAAAGGAAAAGGAACCAAUU
Messenger RNA from Podarcis lilfordi (Lilford's wall lizard), 18726 nucleotides. The record is from the annotation of a GenBank genome assembly. NCBI's taxonomy places the organism in Eukaryota, Metazoa, Chordata, Lepidosauria, Squamata, Lacertidae.